This is a messenger RNA of Amaranthus tricolor (Joseph's coat), 1680 nucleotides long. RefSeq lists its product as uncharacterized. The record is from RefSeq and is a predicted model, not a curated record. The transcript has 5 exons. NCBI's taxonomy places the organism in Eukaryota, Viridiplantae, Streptophyta, Magnoliopsida, Caryophyllales, Amaranthaceae. Bases 1 to 1680 code for a protein of 559 amino acids. Gene Ontology annotation, biological process: regulation of photoperiodism, flowering.
AUGGACGGAGAAGGGAGCGGAAACAAAAAUACGGAUGAAAAAGGAAAACCGCCGUUAUUUCCAAGGUUACAUAUAAAAGAUUUGGAAAAAGAUGGGGCAAGGGCACCUUCUCGAAACAAGAAGGGUUACUAUGAUCAUUUAUCAGUUCCAUUGCCAAAGGUUAAGGAUCCAACUCCUUAUAUACCUGUUUAUGGUUCCACUCCAAGUAUAUCAUCUCCAUUAUGCCAGGUUGUUUCUAAUGAAUCUAUUUCUAAUGAGAAUUCAAGUAAAAGAUCAAUGAUUCCAAAUCUUAAUCUACCUCCACCUCCAUCACCCAAUCUAACAUUUGAUUACCAUCCUAAUUUAAAAUCGCCUUAUGAACUAAAGGAUCCUAAUGAAUUUAAACUUCCGCCCUAUGCCAGCAUUGCUCGUGCAAGUAGCUCAUUAGAACCACAAACUACAACUACAACUACAAAUAGACAAAAAUCACCCAUGCCUACUGAAAUGAGCUCAAAACAAAAGAAUAAAUCAUCAUCAUCAUACCCAGUAUAUCCUGAUCAUAAAAUGUAUGAUCAGGAAAACUAUGGUCAGGGUCUGGAGAGAGAAGAACGACGACAGUUUAUACCCAUAAAAGAGAGUGCGGUCAAAGAAUGCGGCGACAAUACUUCGGGUGAUAAAAGAUUAGCAAAGGUCUUUAUACCAAACAUGCCUUUAAUAAUGAGAAGUCAGUCAAGUGAGAAAUAUGAUGGAAUUAUUGGUAAUCUGCAGUCUAGUCUUCAACAAAUGAAUAUUGAGUAUAAGAUUGAAAAUUGCAAAGAUACUUCAGCAAAAGCGUCUUCAUCAUGUGCAGUUAUAACCCCCAAAGCUAUUAUGAAGAUGAUUGGCCAACAAUUUUUUUUUCAAGCAAGGAAAACGAUUAUCAACCAACAACAAAUUUUUACCAUACAAUUGUCCGAGUUGCAUAGAAUUGUAACGGUGCAAAAAGAGUUUAUCGAUUCAAGUUAUGCACAACAGCCAAAUCAUCCAAAAUUAGAUACUUCCCUAUUAUCUAAAUCUUUUCCAGAAGCGUCAAUUUUUAAUAACUCAUCAAAAAAUGAAACCUCAACAAUCCAAAUUAUGAGUUCAAAUCCACAUACAAAUUCAGUCGGACCAACCGAUUUGAUAGUUCUACCCACAAAUAGCAAUUCAAACAACAUUGCUAGCAACUUUGAAAAUAGUAAUAUAGGUAGUAAUACCAUAAUUAGUAAUUUUCCCAUUUUAUAUGUUCCUACACAAGGAAACCUAUUGUUGUGUCCGAAGAUCUCACCUACGGAAGGACUUAUUUAUAAGUUUUGCACAUCAUUACCAAAUGGGGAUUACACGUACAUACAACCAUAUUCAUUUAUUGAGAACAUGAAAAGUGGAUCUGAAGUCAACCCUAGUCCAAGUUCAUGUGUUAUAAGAGAUGAGAAAAAUUCGGAUGAAGUUAAAGACACUGAAAUGGUCAAUAGUACACCUACAAGUUCUACGGAAAAUAGUGUACCUAAAAAUGUUCCUACGUCCCCCAAAUCAUUAGAAUUAGGGCAACCAGUACAGAUUUGUAACAAUGAGUCGAAGACCAAAGUGAUUAAGGCAGUACCCCUCAGUUCGGAGUUAACAACUGAGUCGAUCACCCGUGUGGUUGAAUUGAUGGAAAAAUACAAAAAUGAUCGUAAAAAAUAG